GUGCUUCUUGUGUUUGUUGCAGAGCCCGAGGCGUCGCCGGACGCGGCCCCGGAGGCGGCACCCGUCGCCGGCAUGGGGUCCGGGCCGAGCCCCGAGCUGGCGCCCCCGGGCGAGAUGCCACCGCCGCCGGCGCCGGGCUCGUCUGGGGGGCUCCGGUCGCCGCGCAUCCUGGAGCACCCCGCCGACGUGGUGGUGCGCCGGAACGACCCGCUCACGCUCAACUGCAAGGCGGAGGGGCGGCCCGAGCCCAGCAUCGAGUGGUGGAAAGACGGCGAGCGGGUGUCCAACGCGCCGCACCGGGUGCUGCUGCCGUCCGGGUCGCUGUUCUUCCUCCGGGUGGCGAGCGGCAAGAAGGAGCCCGACUCGGGCGUGUACUGGUGCGCGGCCAAGAACGAGGCCGGCCAGGCCACCAGCCGCAACGCCACGCUUCUCGUAGCAGUUCUGCGGGACGAGUUUCGCACCCAGCCUAGGGACACGCGUGUGGCCGCUGGGGAGACUGCGCUGCUGGAGUGUGGCCCGCCCAAGGGACAGCCUGAGCCCACCGUCAUCUGGAAGAGGAACGGGCAAGACUUGGACGUGGACAACAACCGAAGAUACAAAAUCGUUGAAGGAGGGAAUCUCCUCAUACCUAGUGUUUCCCAAAGCGACGAGGGCAAGUACAAAUGCAUCGCCCAGAAUGUUGCCGGUGUACGGGAGAGCUUGACCGCCAACCUUGAUGUACAUGUUAAGCCUUACUUUAUUCAUCCACCUAGUGAUGUCACAGCCCUUGUCGGGCAAAGUGUGGAGCUAGAGUGUGCUUCAGCAGGUGAGCCGGCUCCUACUAUGUUGUGGCGAAGAGAGGAUGGGAGAAUGCCAAUUGCCAGGGCUCAUAUACUGGACAAUAAAGCUCUUCGCAUAGAACAUGUUACAUCAGAAGAUGUUGGAACUUACAUUUGUGAAGCUGAGAAUGAUGUUGGCAGUGAUUCCGCAAAAGUUGCUCUUACUGUUCAUUCUCCACCAUAUUUUACUGUGCGCCCAUCAGACGUGCGUGUUCCUCUUGGGAGUUCUGUUUCCUUUCCUUGUGCUGCAGAAGGUAGCCCACCUCCAUCAGUAUUUUGGAGUCGGGAAGGAUCAAGGCUUCUUAUGUUUCCUGGAUCAAUUCAUGGGGACAUUUCAGUAUCUGCAGAAGGGACUCUGUCCAUGAAAAGUGUGUCUAGAGAAGACUCUGGGUAUUUUGUUUGUUCUGCCUUGAGUGUUGCUGGUUCAGCGACUGAAAGAGCUCUUCUUGAAGUCCUCCCCUUACAACAAGCACCCCCACCAAUUAUUCAGUUGGGUCCUGGAAAUCAAACUUUACCAGCACAAGCAGUUGCUGUGUUACCAUGCCAGGCAGCUCCACCUUCAGGAAGUGAAGCCUUCACACAAAUCAGCUGGCUCAAAGAUGGCAGUCCUCUUUCACCAUCUGGCAGCCGCAUUGCAAUGUCGAGUCGAGGAAGUUUGUCUGUUAAAAAUUUACAAUUAUCAGAUUCUGGAGAAUACACAUGUAAAGCUUCAUCCUCUGCUGGUCAAACUACUUGGUCAGCAUGGAUAUCUGUUGUUGAUGGUUUACCUGAAGCCCGUAGGGGUCCAGACCCAGCCUCACUUCCUACUGCUCCGCCAAAACCUAUAAUUGUGAAUGCCACACGAAAUUCUCUAACAGUUUCUUGGAUUGAUCCAAACCCAGGUCGCUAUGACCGCUCACACCUGGUUGGAUAUAUGCUUGAUUUCUUUACGAGUGAAAAUCAAAGUAUUGGUUGGGUUCGAGCAGCAAAGGGGAUUAAAGCUGAAGUUUUCACGGUCACUGGUCUUACUUCAGAUUCCAGUUAUGUCUUCAUAGUUCGAGCAGAAAGUGAUGCAGGUGUGUCUUUGCCUAGCCCUGUGUCUGAGCCUGGUCAUACACUGAGUGCCAACGCAGACAUACUGCCUCCUUAUGAAGGGGCUGUUGCUCGAUCACACUUAAGCUCAAGUGUUGUCACUUUAAGAGAUGUGCAACCUAUUUCUUCUACAUCUUUACGUCUGACUUGGGAUAUUGUUGGUUCUGCUAACUUCAUUGAAGGAUUUUACGUGCGAUAUCGCGAGUUGCCCCAAACUAAUGAUAGCUUCAGUGAUAAUAUUCCUGAAUAUGAUGUUGUGAAAAUUGACAACUCUGGUGCAACCAGUUAUACUUUAAAUGACUUUAAAAAAUUCACCACAUAUGAGAUUUUCCUUGCACCAUUUUACAAAUCAAUUGACGGACAGCCAUCUAAUUUUAAAGUAGUUUCUACUCUUGAGGAUGCUCCAUCAGCUCCUCCAGAACAUAUUCACGUUGGAAUUUUGAAUGCAACAACAGCUUUUGUCAGAUGGACACCACCGGCUGCUGACAGUCAUCAUGGGAAGAUUGUAGGCUAUAAGAUUCAAAUAAGCAGCCCAUUGGGCAAGCUUUUAGGGCAGAUGACAUUGAAUGCAACUAAUAUGUCUGUGCUAUUAAACAACUUGACGAUUGGAGCUGAAUAUAUGACUAGGGUUGCAGCAUUUACAAAAGCUGGUCUAGGGCCGUACUCGAUAGGGACACCUCUUGUCAUGGAUCCGUCAGCUCUUCAUUCUUUCACUCCUCGGUCACGGCCCACAAAUGAUACAUCAAGUGUAGUAAGAGAAACAUGGUUUGCAAUUUUGAUGGGUGCUAUGGCUCUCUUACUAGCCAGUGGUUUUGCUGGAAUGGUUUACAUGAAAAGAAGACAAACUGCGGGAAAAGAGCUUGGCCACCUUAAAGUUCCUGUUGUGAAUGCCAAUGACAUGGCAGGAUUAGGUUUACUGAGUGGUAAAGAAACACUUUGGAUCGAUAGAGGAUGGCGAGCAGCUGCUGGGAAGGGAGUGCCUGUUACUCCACCACUUGGAUCUGAGUACGCAGAAGUUGACGCUGCAUGUGCACUUUCUUCAUUUUAUCGACAGCCGCCGUUAACAACUAAUUGUGAGCAGUCUGAUGCAUCUGAUCCUACUCCUUAUGCUACAACAAUGCUACUUAAUCAACUCCCUGGACAAAGGCCAGACCACCUGGAGGGCUCAACUCCAUCUCAAGAUCCUUAUGCCAGUGGAAGUCUUCUGUAUCAGAGAAAGAGUCCUUUAUCUCCUGGUGCUCCCAGCACAAUUGAUGGCAGCUACUCGGAUGAAGUUCAUGUGUCAUAUGAUAGACGACUUCCCCAUCCUCACCUACAUCCACUACCCCACUCCCACUCUCAGCCUCCACACUGGAGUGACAUCCUCCCUCCCCCGCCAGAGCAACCACCCCCACCCCCUGGUCCAGGUUGUAACACUCUCAGCCCGCAGUCCUCACGAAGGGGUCCAGGCCCUGGUCUAGGCCCAGGCCACUGCAGCACGACGGGCCGUCCUGGUAGCUCCACGAGCCGAAGCUGUGGUACUAGUGGUUCGCAAUCUGGCUCGGCCUCUGCGUCCACAUCCAAUGGAAGGACGUGCUCAUGGCAGCGUUCGCGGUGUCCUCAGUCUCACCCACAAGCUGCCAAUGAUGGGCAGAGUCGGUACCACUCAGAGCCACCUCAGCAAAGGCCACCACCAGUUCCAAGAUUCACAAACGAAUAUGAUCCUCAGUCUGGAUCAGCACCAUCCAGUGAAGAACGGGCAUGUCAGUCUUCUUUAAUUAGUUUAUUACCUAAUAAUUCUGCUAUGGCAGCAGAAUCACCCUGUAAUGCCUUAGCAGAUUAUGGCUCUGCAGCAGACUGCCUGCUCUCUGGAUGCCGCAGUGAUUAUUCUUCUGAUCAUAACAGUAGUAAUGGACGGCCUCAGUCCAUGGCCAGUGAUACUUGUUGUUCUUGCUCAGAUUCAUCAUGCAUGUAUGCUGAAGUAGGCCAUAACCACAAUGAAAAUGAUCAACGGUAGCUUAUAUCAGUUAUUUAUAUUAUUUAGUGUUCACUCAUUCAAUCUAAAUGAAAAAUGUCAUUUUCAUUAAUGUUGAUAUGUCUGAAUUUGUCAACUCUCAUGUGAUACUGUGCGAUAAGGUUUGAGACAUAAAUUACUGUGCUGAAGUCUCUUUUCAUUGGGUAUUUAGAUUCAAGUCUUAGAGUAGGAAACAGUUAAUGUCGUCUAUUGUCGAUAGUUUUUUAAAAUCCAUUGUGUGCAUGUAUUGAUUCUAUCAGCAUUUAAUGGAUGUGUUUGUUGUAAAAGUUAUUUAUUAAUACAUUUUAUUUUAUAAGAGGUGAUCAUGCAAUGUUCCUAGUCAUACUCAAGUGUUAUUUUCCAUUCUCUUUAUUUCUAUUCUUGCAUAAAUAACUAAAAAGAGUAUUUGUGUUGUCUACCUACCCAGCCAGUAAUGUCACAUCUACAAAAAACAUUGAAACUCUAUAAACAGUCUAUUUUUAACCAUGUGGACAUCUUUAGGGUCCGAAAUAGACUUAAACGUCUUUUAGAUUUAAAGUUUCUGACUGGGUAAGCAUAACUUUCAGACUCUUUCAAAGUUUACUUUGUGGUUUAUAUCAUUCAAUCCACAUUAGCAGUCAUGUUUUUCAGAAAACUGUAAGAAACAGAACUAGUCUGAUUAUCUGUGAAUUGGGUUUGCUAUGUAAUUUUUACACUUAAAAAGAUACAAUGUUAAUUUUCUGUAAAAUACCCAUUAUUUGCAACUAAUAUUGUCUUACUGUUAACUCUUAGUGUUUUCUCAAUUUUAAUUUUCAGACUAUUUUGUAAAUAAUGUCAGUUGAGACCCGUGGUUGUAUCAGUUACCAUUUGCAUAGUUCAACAAAGUGUUCAAGUACCAUGUAUUAAAAUACAGUACUAAAAAAGGAAUCAAGGAAACCAUGCUCUAGUGAGCCUACAUAUUGUGAAGGAAACUAAGAAUCAAGUACAUCACAUCACAUAAUCUUUGCAAUAUAUGUGUUAUGGUUAGAGCUAGAGGUGAGCAACCAACCCACAGUUAAAGCAUUAGCUGACUAAACCUAGGAUUCGCCAGGCUAAUUUGAUACCUUGUUGGUAACUUUUUUCACUGCCAACUGUUAAGAGGAACUAUUUUUUCCAACAAGACUUGUUACAGUGGCAUAUUUGAUGUUGCAUUAUUCGUCAAAACAGCAAAUAAGUACAAUGGCCAAAUAUGUCUCUCCAGCACAUUUGUUUACGUAUAUGUUCAGAGAAAAAUAAAUUAAACUGCCGCUCCACUCCGACGGGAAAUAAAAACUUAAAGAAACCAAACAGAAACCUAUUAGAGGAGCACAAGAAUAGUAAACAAACUGUUCACAACUAAAGUGAAUGUGAUGUGCCAGCUGCACUCAAACCUUGAUGAACCUGGUGGACACAGCUAGCAGUGAAAAUAGUAAUACCUAUGAUUUGAUCACCCGAAUUUGCCUUGUUCAUUGUUCAUUCUAGUUUUAGCAGGUCAUAUUGCUCUAACAAAAUUUUGUGCUCAAUGAAGGGCGCAAUAUUGUGUUGCAACAAAGACAAACUAUACCUGCUGCUUUUUGCUUUGUUCUGUCAAAAUUCUUUUGAAUAUACUUUUUUCCUUGAAGCCCCAAUUGUGCUAUGUAGAAGCAAAUAAUUCCAGUUAUAGCAAUUUAUUACCUCUUCUGUUAAGUUUUAUUAUGACAAUCCAAUGCCCAUACUUAUUUCAAAAAGAGAUUGCUGUUUUAAAGUAUUAUAAUCAUUUAGGUCCCCAAAUUUAUCCCCUUUGUUAAAAUUUGUUUGUAAUUAUGUAUAUAUCUGUAUUUAUCCUUGUGUAUUUGUAUUUAUAUGUAAAUUUGCUGAUAUUGGAUAGAUACAAAGUUCUUUGCGGUUGCAUAUCUUGCUUCGAAAGCAAGUGACUGGCUCUUAAAUAAGUCAUUAAUCAGAAUGGUGUUAUCUUAUUACAUUACCUGAUUGUGUCUUAUCACAUUGUAAAAUGUUGCAUUUUAUUUGUAUGGUUAACGAUGUUAAUAAAUAAUGAAGACUGAAUGUA
This is a messenger RNA of Frankliniella occidentalis (western flower thrips), 5926 nucleotides long. Its product is annotated as roundabout homolog 2-like. Bases 73 to 3885 code for a protein of 1270 amino acids. Gene Ontology annotation, molecular function: cell-cell adhesion mediator activity. NCBI's taxonomy places the organism in Eukaryota, Metazoa, Arthropoda, Insecta, Thysanoptera, Thripidae. Gene Ontology annotation, cellular component: axon; plasma membrane. The transcript is spliced from 16 exons. The record is from RefSeq and is a predicted model, not a curated record. Gene Ontology annotation, biological process: homophilic cell-cell adhesion; dendrite self-avoidance; axon guidance.